Messenger RNA from Ipomoea triloba (trilobed morning glory), 1889 nucleotides. RefSeq names its product sucrose transport protein-like. Lineage: Eukaryota; Viridiplantae; Streptophyta; Magnoliopsida; Solanales; Convolvulaceae. The record is from RefSeq and is a predicted model, not a curated record. Gene Ontology annotation, molecular function: sucrose:proton symporter activity. The transcript has 5 exons. Gene Ontology annotation, biological process: sucrose transport. Bases 73 to 1647 code for a protein of 524 amino acids. Gene Ontology annotation, cellular component: vacuole; plasma membrane.
UAUAUAUAUAUAUAGAGAGAGAGAGAGUGAGUUUCCAUUUGAGAGAUUUAGAGAGAGAGAGAGAGUGAGAAAAUGGAGAAAGGCUCCGUGAACACGAAAACGGAUAACAAAAAAGCCUCCUCCAUGGAGGUGGUCCAGAAAGCGGCGGCUCCGGCGUCGGCGUCGGCGUCGGCGUCGCGGCUGUGGAAGAUCGUAAUGGUGGCGGCGAUCGCGGCGGGGGUCCAGUUCGGGUGGGCCCUACAGCUGUCCCUACUCACCCCCUACAUCCAGCUGCUGGGGAUCCAGCACAAGUUCGCCUCCUUCAUCUGGCUCUGUGGGCCCAUCUCCGGCAUGGUCGUCCAGCCCCUCGUCGGUUACUACAGCGACAACUGCACCUCCCGCUUCGGCCGCCGCCGCCCCUUCAUCGCCGCCGGCGCCUCCCUCGUCACCAUUGCCGUUAUCCUCAUCGGCUUCGCCGCCGACAUCGGCCAUGCCUCCGGCGACUCCCUCGGCAAAGGCUCUAAGCCCCGUGCCAUUGCCGUUUUCGUCGCCGGCUUCUGGAUUCUCGACGUCGCAAAUAACAUGCUACAGGGCCCAUGUAGAGCGCUGUUGGCGGAUCUGUCCGGUGGGAGGGCGAAGAGAAUGAGAACGGCGAACGCUUUAUUCUCGUUUUUCAUGGCGGUCGGGAAUGUGCUGGGCUACGCCGCCGGCUCAUACUCUCGACUCUAUAAGAUCUUCCCCUUUACUAAGACCAAAGCCUGCGACGUCUACUGCGCCAAUCUGAAGAGCUGUUUCUUCAUCUCCGUCACGCUGUUGCUCUCCAUAACCACCUUGGCCUUGACGACGGUGCGGGAGAGCGAGCUGGGGAAAGAGGUAGACGACGACGAAGACGACGAGAAGGCGGAGGAGACGGAGAAGCCGGCGAAGGUGCCGUUCUUCGGCGAGAUCGCGGGGGCCUUCAAGGACCUGCCGAGGCCAAUGUGGAUGCUCCUCCUCGUCACGUUCUUCAACUGGCUCGCCUGGUUCCCCUUCCUGCUCUACGACACCGACUGGAUGGCCAAGGAGGUCUACGGCGGCGAGGUCGGCGACGGCGGCCUCUACGACCGCGGAGUCCACGCCGGCGCGCUGGGGCUCCUGCUCAACUCCGUCGUCCUCGGCUUCAUGUCGCUCGGCGUCGAGCUCCUGGCUCGGCGCCUCGGCGGCGUUAACAAGCUCUGGGCCGGCGCCAACUUCAUCCUCGCGAUUUGUUUGGGCAUGACGGUUUUGGUCACCAAAUUGGCGAGGAAAUCGGAGAGGCAUGACCUCCACGGCAACUCCCUCGGCCCCACCGGCGGCGCCAAAGCCGGAGCUUUGCUCAUCUUUUCCGUUCUCGGAAUUCCUCAAGCAGUGACUUUCAGUAUCCCAUUCGCUUUGGCAUCAAUUUUCUCAAGUAAUGCAGGUGCAGGACAAGGUCUCUCACUUGGAGUCCUAAAUCUUGCAAUUGUCGUUCCUCAGAUGUUGGUGUCAGUGGUGGUUGGACCCUGGGACGCACUGUUUGGCGGCGGCAAUUUGCCGGGAUUCGUGGCGGCGGCGGUUGCGGCGGCGAUAAGCGGAGUAUUUGCCAUCACACUGCUUCCAUCUCCUCCUCCGGAUGCCAAGGCUACAGUACCUGCUGGUGGUUUUCAUUAAAUGAGAAGCUGGGGAAAAAAUUCCCCUUUUUUUCUUUUUAAACUUUGGUCUUUUUUUUUUUUUUUUUUUUGCCUUAAAUAGAGCCUAAGAAUAUAGGCUCAUGAAGUUCCCUUAGGCGUCUCUAGUUGAUGCCUAUCUGCAAGCUUGUUUAUUUAGCUGCUCCUAAGGAAUUGUAGUGUGUAAGAACUAAGAAGUGUAUUUUAUGUCCAGUCAAGAAUGAAGAUUUCUGUUUAAGGUUUUCA